GAAUGACGUUUCUAUCGUUACUUUCGAGCUUUCACUAAACUUCAGUCUUUCAUCAACCCAGAAAAGAUUAACAUCAUCUACAUCAGAGCUCCGGCAAAAUGUCCGCUUUAGUGCCAAUUCUUCUGGGAGCCAUCAUAUUGGCGUCAUCUAAUAACGCAAAAGAAUUUUCGUGUGACGCUGAUCGGAAGGCAUGCGUCUUGCACAAUGUAGUGCUUGACAGUCCGCGCGAUCUGGAUAAUUUGAGUUUACUCGACACGACGGAAUCUAUUAUCAUCGCCUCCGGUCGUAUCCCGUUCUUCACCCGUCAGCUGGCGGAGAAGUUUUCAAACACAGUGGACAUGACAAUAAGUGGUAUAGAAAUUGAAGAGGUCUACGUGAAACCACAGAUGACCCAUCUGGAGGCCGCGAAUAACCAUAUCACUAGACUACAGCUGGAUGACACGAAAUCGUACGAGUUGAUUACGCUCAAUCUCACCAACAAUAAGCUUCGUGAAGUGCACAUCUUGUCCAAAUUUUACAACCUGCGAAUUUUGACGCUAGACGAAAACGAACUCCAGUCAUUGUCGAUGGAUACGUUUGCUGGAAUGUCGGAACUGAGGCUACUUUCGGUGGCCCGAAACAAGAUAACAACGGUCGACACGUCCACUAACUUUCACUUGGUGAAACUGCACACUUUGUCACUAGCAGGUAAUCAGUUAUAUGAACUCGAUAUCAAUAAUUGGGAGUUAGAUUCGUUGUCGAAGUUCGAUUUGAGCAACAAUGAUUUAUAUCUAUUGAACGGGGACUUGAUGAAAUUCAUUAAGCUCAAGCAGGGCAACAUUGCCGGCAACCAUUGGAAGUGUGACUAUUUGUUGGAAAUGCUGCGAUUGUCACAGGUCACUUUCGACGCAGAUGUCGACAAUCGAUGUUCUAACAAGCGGAUGAAGACAGUGCGACAGAUUUGCUGCAACCCAGACGCCACUAGCUUCCUCGGCGAAACGAGUGAUGGGGAGUUCGAUUUGGUAUUCAAAGAAAAGUGGGAUGAGUUGCGUGCGUUAGGCGAAACGGUGCAGACUUUGAACCGCUCGCUACUCGCAACAGACGAACAGAUUAGGGAAGCGGUGACCGAGAGUGAGAUCUCAUUGAGGGAAAAAAUUGAUCAGCUAGAGGAAAAAUGCGAAGAAAAGUGGCAACGAUUCGAAGAGCGGGAAUCUUCGGUGGCCAUCGACGAAACAAACGAAUUGAAGCAGAUAGUUUCGGAUCACAAAGAUAGCAUUCAGGAUCUCACGGAAAAGCAAUCCGAGUUGAAUGAGAAAAUUGCAGAAAUUGAGAGUCGUGUUCAAACGUUGGAAGAUCAAUUCUUUGGGGUAGACAAGUUGAACCAGAAGUUAGAAUCAUUUGAUAGUGCUGUUGAGAGAUGUAAAGUCACUGAGAAGAGUGUAAGACAGCUGGAAGAAAACCAACUACGAUAUAAUAUAUUGGGUGUUGAACUGAAAGAUAAGUUUUUGAAGGAGAGAGCUCGCACCAAUGAACUCAACAGUAAAUUUGACAAAACUUCAGAGUCAUCUGAAACGCUAAAGAACCGAGUCAAUGAUUUAGAAAAAGAUAUGGCCACAAUGAGGAAAAUAAUUCGAGAGCUCGCGUCCUUGGAGUAUUAAUACAAAAUAAAAAAAACACACAGAUUUAAAGUUAAAA
Molecule: messenger RNA, 1674 nt
Organism: Toxorhynchites rutilus septentrionalis
Lineage: Eukaryota; Metazoa; Arthropoda; Insecta; Diptera; Culicidae
Product: myosin heavy chain, clone 203-like
Exons: 2
Coding region: 99-1637 (512 amino acids)
Cellular component (GO): extracellular matrix
Molecular function (GO): protein binding
Source: RefSeq, a predicted model, not a curated record